AUGGCCACCGUAGGUUCUGUCCUGCUGCCACUGGCUGUGGUCUUUGCCCUCACAGCCCCCACUCAAAGCUUCGACCCAGUGACCGGGGCGUCCUUUAAUCACCGCAACAUCACCGAAAGGGCAAUCCUCAGAAAGGCGGCCGAAGUCUGUCAAAACAUUGCUGCUGCAAACGGAGUUCCCUUCGACCUGACUAUUGAUGACAGUCUGACACCUGACCAAGUAGUCCAGGCAUGCUUCUCUUCAACCAGCCUCGUCUCCAGUGUUUCCUUCAAUGCUGUCAUUGCCGACAUUUACCUAAGCAACGGCGAUGUAGAUUUACGGUUUGCAGGCCGUACAGAGUACCAUUUUAAUGACGAGACCUUCGAGAUGGGACGCACCUUGAUCACAGAAGGUUUGUCUGCUGUCAGGGCCAGUACAAACAUGGGAAACUUCAUCACAGCGCGCUCUGUUCUUGGGGAAGUACUUCACACUCUGCAGGACUUCUACAGCCACAGUAACUGGGUGGAGCUGGGGAACACGGCUCCUUAUGACGCCUUGAUCACACCUGCCCUACCUCUUGGAAAUCUAGCUGGCCCAACUGUUCCAACUUGUACAAACUGUAUAAGUGGAGACUGUACCGACAACAUUUUGCCUGCUGUGCUGAAUGACGGCCUUCUCACAUCUGGUUACUUUGACAGAUUGUCCUCAAAUAAGCCGGAAGGUAAAUGCAGCCAUGGAGGUCCUCUAGACUUGACAAGCACACAGGAACCCGUGGGGGGCAUCAACAAGAACACCUUUGACUCCGACCAUGGCUUUCUUCACCAAGAAGCAGCUGAUUUGGCUCUGAGAGCUAGUUUGGAUCUCCUGGAGAACAUCAGAAUAGGUGUAGGAGACCAGGACUUUCUACGGUUGGUAGGCGUUUUUUCCGCCCCUGUGCUAUGUUUUGUCAUCGACACAACAGGCAGUAUGGGUCCGGAAAUUGAUGAAGUAAGGAGAGUUUCCGCUGAAAUCAUCACAAGUCGGUUGGGAACUGGUCUGGAACCUCCAUUCUACAUAUUGGUUCCUUUCAAUGAUCCAGAAAUUGGACCUGUGCUACAGUCGUCCGAUUCAGCCCCUUUUAUACAACGUAUCAAUGCGCUGACUGCCAAUGGAGGAGGUACUACGCCGGAGUUAAGCUUGUCUGGAUUGCAGCUUGCCCUAACUGCGGCUCCGCCCUUUUCUGAGAUCUUUCUCUUCACUGAUGCUCCAGCAAGAGACACUGAAUUGAGACCCACCAUCCUUGCCCUUAUAGCCAACACAAGGUCAAGGGUGACGUUCAUGCUAACGGACGUCCUUGAUGGAAGGAGAAAAAGAGACCUUCAAGGUGUGGCACCCAGGGUUGUGACUCAAACGCAGGCUGAGUUGUACCGGGAAAUUGCCUCGGCCUCUGGAGGUCUGACCAUCGAAGUCCCUAACUCAAAUCUCUCAAUGGUUACGAUUUUUAUCGAGGAUUCCAUAGCCAUCGCCGUGGUGACUGUUUUUCAAGAAGUGAAGAAUCCUGGAGCGGCCUGUAAUUUCUCAUUUUUAAUCGACGACACACUAAGAAACAUAACUAUCCUCCUCACAGGAACGCCAUCUCUCACCUUUACCCUCCGCAGCCCCAGCGGUGCAACUCAGACCUCCAGCGAGGUCAGUGAACCUCUGGCAUCUUUCAGCUUGGCAAGUAACCUCAGACGACUGAGGCUCAACAGCGACAGUGAGACCGGACUGUGGGAAAUCAGUGUGAACUCCACCGAUCCCUACUCUGUAAAAGUCAUAGGUCAAAGUUCAUUGGACUUCAUCUACAACCUCGUGGAAGUCCAGGAUGGAGCCUCCACGGACUUCUUUCGGCAAGAAGGCCGACCGAUUUCAGGCGGUAACGCCAGCCUCUUGGUCACACUGACAAGAAGUGACGGUGUAAGUGUCACACAGGUCGCACUGUUAGACACCUUGAACGGAACAGAGGUCAACGGGACAUUGCAGCCAGUAACAGAUUCAACCUACGUGGUGACGUUCAGUAACGUUACAGGAGGUACUUAUGUGGUUCUACUGAGAGGAGAAGCAAGCAACUCAACGUCAAGGAUGACGGCAGGCAGCUUCCAGAGACAGGGCUCCACUCAGAUCACAACUUCCAACAUUGUUGUCAAUGCUCUAUCCAACACCACCAUCAUGGAACCCGGCUCUUCCGCCACCAUCCCCUUCACCGUCGCCCUGAUCACCAAUGGCGUCGUAGACGAAAGCGCCAUGGGGACGUUCACAGUGAGCGCCACCAACGACCGCGGCUUCCUCAUAGCAUCGCCCAGCAGUGUCACCAUAGGACCCGACAGCGGCGGGAUUGCCAACGGCACGGUGACUCUCACCGCCCCCGCGGAUGCGUUGUCGGGAUCGGACGUGACGCUCACCAUUGCGGCGGAGGAUGCAGCUGCCAUGAAUAGUAACAAUGUCGUACUCAGGUUUCCAGUGUUCAGGGUGACAGAUAUCGAUGCGCCAGCGUGCCUGGUGGGUGCAUCCAGCAACUGUCCUGCAAAUGAAUCAAUCUGCGGGUUCUUCAUGUGGAACUUCAUGACCAACGUGACCGACGGCAUCAACGGGACGGACGUUGAAAUCGCCGUCCUUGAAGGGAAUGGCACCCUCACCACGGGCACGGAGGUGGGGCCAGACGGCGAGAACAUCGCUUUGGUCUUCUACACGGCCUCCUGCUGUGCAAACACCGUGGUGCUGUCGGCUGUGGACAACGCAGGAAACGUGGGCCGUUGUGAGGGCCAGGCCAGAGAGUCGGACCUUGAAAUUGUCCCGCCAGUGUGCCUGGGGGUCAACGCCACCGCCUGCCCUACGGACGUGUCACUCUGCGACUCCUCCCAGUGGUCGUUUGUCGUCAACGUGACCGACAACAACGGGACGGGCAUCGCAAACAUCACCAUCGCUUUAGGGAACGGCGUCCUCAACACCAGCAUGGAGGUGGGGCCAGGCGGCGAGGCGGUCAGCGUGGCGUCCUACACGGGCUCCUGCUGUGCGGAGAGAGUGGUGCUGGCCGCCACGGACAACGCAGGAAACGUGGGCUUUUGUUCGGUUAACGCCAGGGAAGUCGUCGAUGCCCCGCCCGUGGCCGUGCCCCCACCCGUUAUCAAUACUGAUGAAGACGAGGACGCCGCGGCAGACGGCGGGCGAACCCUCAACACGCUUCCUCAUCUCUGGAUUGCUGCUGUGGCUCUCUUGCUUUGGAUUUAAAAAGGUUGUAAAAUGUUCAGUAAAAAAUGAUUUAAUGAAUCAGGAUUUUUUUU
Molecule: messenger RNA, 3278 nt
Organism: Nerophis lumbriciformis (worm pipefish)
Lineage: Eukaryota; Metazoa; Chordata; Actinopteri; Syngnathiformes; Syngnathidae
Source: RefSeq, a predicted model, not a curated record